UUGGCCAGGCACAACCACAACAUAAACCAUCAUUCCACGAGCAGACGGGACAGUGCAGAGCUUCCCUGUAGAGAAGUUUAGGAGCAACGAUGAAGAGUAGCACACUCGUGGUCAUCCUGGUUCUCCAGGCCGUCCUGGUCAUGGGGAUCCUCUCACAGGCCAACGCCGAGUUCCCAAAGUGCUGCGACAGCUGCAGGUUCUUCUCGGGGGCCGUGGUCUGCGACGACGCCGGCCCCAAGUGCCGCGACGGCUGCGUGAACUGCCGCGUCGUGCAGACGAGCCCUAAGAAGACGUUCCGAUGCGCCGAUGCACGCGUCGACGAUGGCACGCCCUGCAAGCCCUGCAAGAAGUACUGAUCGCUCAUGCUCAGAACAUCAGAUGUUGCGCCGAAAAUAAAAGCUGGGAUGAGUUGAGCAGAGCCGUUAUGGCUGUACGUGCACGUGUUCCACGCCCAACAACAAUUGUUGUUAUCAUCGUCGUCGUUAUGCUUUUCUCUCUCUCUCCAGAAAAAGCUGUUGUCGCUGCUCCGUGAAUAAAUCACAUAAGUAUGUAUCACAGUAUCAGUGUAUGCGUCUCUGCUCAAUCAAAUAAAAAUCAGUUUAUUUGUGUCAA
This is a messenger RNA of Triticum dicoccoides, 612 nucleotides long. RefSeq lists its product as uncharacterized. Gene Ontology annotation, cellular component: extracellular region. The record is from RefSeq and is a predicted model, not a curated record. Bases 90 to 356 code for a protein of 88 amino acids. Gene Ontology annotation, molecular function: serine-type endopeptidase inhibitor activity. NCBI's taxonomy places the organism in Eukaryota, Viridiplantae, Streptophyta, Magnoliopsida, Poales, Poaceae. The transcript is spliced from 2 exons.